Babjeviella inositovora NRRL Y-12698 is the source of this 2010-nucleotide messenger RNA. It is a transcript of the gene PEP7, whose product is annotated as Pep7p. NCBI's taxonomy places the organism in Eukaryota, Fungi, Ascomycota, Pichiomycetes, Serinales. The transcript has a single exon. Bases 171 to 1811 code for a protein of 546 amino acids. The record is from RefSeq and is a predicted model, not a curated record. Gene Ontology annotation, molecular function: metal ion binding.
CUUCAACUGAACCCAGAGCAAUAUUUGCUAUUUGGUCUAUCCAUACCCGUUGCAUUCUGGGAAAUGCAAUUAGCCUGCAGCCCAGCCGCAGCCAAGCGAAUCUCGAAAAACUCAGGCUAAAAGUCCGAUUACUCCUCAUCUCCAAUUCAUCGAGUCUCAACCAACACAGCAUGAAGAGGCGAGUUUUGGGACCCAGAACGGAUGUCCCUGACAUUGUGGUACCUCCCACCCCCAAACCCCAGCAUGAGCCGGAGCUAGAGUGUCCGAUUUGUGGCCUCAAGGUGCUCAGUAUGCACCAGCUCAAUCGCCACUUGGACGAUGAACACGCGAAUGCCAGUGAGGAGGUCCCAGGUACCCUCACAGGCGAAAACGUCGAAGAUCUCACGGGAUGGCUACGAAAGAAGGUGGUAAGCCAAACAAGUAAGCUUCCCAUCGGCCUCCCGUCGAAGCUCGUCAAGCUCGAUAGCCUCACGAGUCCUGAAUAUCCGUCGCUGCUUGCGACAUCACCGUCACCACAGCCCGAUACGCGAGGUCCGAAGGUCACGCGAAAGCACUGGCGAAACCCCUCAGGCAACGACUUCUGUCACUUUCCACGGUGCCGCAAGCUGCUUAACGUGCGGAACGGCUCGGUGAAUUGUCGGCGGUGCGGCGAGCUCUUCUGUAACGAGCACACGGCGUUUCGCAUGAAGCUUGACUCUCUGGCAGAGUACUCGCCGGUAGAUGGGACCUGGUGCCGCUGCUGCGAGUCGUGUUUUAACUCUAAGCCCGGGUACUUGGAUACCGACGGCGCAACUCGCGACCUCUUCACACAGUUUCAGACCUCGCGCCAGCGCAUCGUCGAUCAGCAAGGUCUCAAGACAAACCAGUUGGAGAACCGUUUAGUGAAGCUCGUGGCGCGGUUCAACGAAAUAGACCUAAAAGAUGAGGGGAGGGUAUUCAAAUUUUUUGCCAGCAGUUCCUUGGGGCAGAAACGGGCAGCGGAGCGGGAAGUUGUGGCCUGGGCGUCGGAUGCUUCCGCGACCCAUUGUCAUCUCUGUUUCAAAAUGUUUGGGGUGUAUGUGCGGAAACAUCACUGCCGGUUAUGUGGAAAGCUUGUCUGUGGUGACGAAAUGACGGCCUGCUCGAAGGAGGUACCAUUGGGUAAGCUCUGCGAGCGAUUGGGCGGUGUCCAGGCGAGAGACCCGCAGUAUGUCAUCCGUGUGUGUCUGGGAUGUAAGGAUGGGUUACUUAAGCGGCGAAAUUUCAUCAGAGAGGUGGAAAAGAGCGAACUCCCGGAAUAUUUACAAAUCUACCACGACCUCACGACGUACGAAAAGGUGAUUAUCAUUCUCCUCAAAAAAUUUCAGGCAUCGCUAGUGCUGGUGCAAGGUGAGCCGCUUGACUCGACGAUUAUUGCCGCGAAUAAGAGCCGUGGCAAGUUGGUUGAAUCGCUCCAAGCGUACGAAAAACUCGCCAAAUCGUUAAAAGUUGCCGUUCCCGAGGGCAGCGAUGACACCAAAAUCCGGCACUCGAUUCUCCAGCAUGCAACGUGGUUUUUCCAAGAAAACGGGGGAAAGUUCAAGCGUUACUGGCUGGAAAUGGCAGAGGUUAAGCCAGAUCUGCCGGCGCCAAAGUUGACAAAGAAACAGAUCCGCGAGGCCCGCGAGGAGCUCAUGGUUUAUCGUGAACAGAUGUUUUUGAUUGGUGAGAUGAUUGACACGGCGAAGAAGCAGCGACGGUUUGACGAGAUCCCCCCAUUGCUUGAUAAUCUAAGAGACUUGGAGGCUAUGUGCGGGGAUAUUGAGGCGAAGCUAGGUGAGGAUGGGUUUUAGGGGAUGAAGUAAUGGGUAUGUCCUAAAAUACAUAGGUAGGUUGUGUCUUCAGAGCGAAGGAUAUCGUUGAACCAUUUUUUUUUGUAUAUUUUUGGAACAAUGGCCAAUCUGGGAUGAUACGGUUAGUAUUAGUCUGCCAUAUAUUAAUAAAUACUGGAUAAUUUACUAGGAAAUACCUCAUCUUGUGGCUGGUUCAUAU